AGGUGUUCUCAACCGUGGAACAAAUGUUCGGCAAACGCGUGUUUCACGGGGACAAUAGUGAAUGGUGCACACUUCCUUCGCCAAGCCACAGAACAAAAAAUCACAUUUAAGAGUUGCUGGUGUAACAAUUGGAAGAACCCAUUUGACUCCUCUAUUGUACAUGCAGCUAAUGAGAUACACAUUGAACUAGAUCCAUGGACAAUAUACGAUGUAGUGGACAGCUGAAAAGAAAAGCAGAGCAGACCCAUGACGAUGAGCCACCACAAAAAAGGAAGAAGACCCCGCUUGAGAGAACACAUGAAUAUCGAGAGAACAUAAAAAAGGAUCCUGAACAGUACAACAUUUUCCGACAGCAUGAGAAUUUUAGGAAUAGGCUGUAUCGCGAACGUCGAAGCGAAGAAGCGAUUGUCAGAGACAGGGAGCUUGCUCGUGUAAGGGCACAGCGCUAUAGAGAGCGGAAAAAAGAUAAUCCUUCGAAUGAACCACGGAAAACUAGAAAGGCUGCAGAAAAGACUCGGACAGACAAUUGUAACAAGGUUAAAAAUUGGCGGGCUAAUCUGAGUGAUGAAAAGAAAGAAGAAAUUAAACGCAAACGAAAAGAGGCGUACGCGGCAAAGAAAAAGAAAGAAAGCAUGCGAAAUUCAAAUGUUAAUCCCGGCCCUAAUAGUCCGCAGACUUUUAGCCCAUAUCCUAGUGAUCGUUCCAGUAUUAGUCAAAGUCAUACUCCCCAAGACUCGCAGUCGCCAGAAACUCCAAAAAGUGGGAAUAGUGUUAGGCAGGCUCGUCAUAGAUUUAGACGACAGCUGAUGAAAAUUUUACCAUCAAUAAAUACGAGGGCAGAUGUGUUAAGUAACGGCAUUCAAAUGCUGUCGCCUCGUUCAAGACAGGCCUUGGAUAAAAAGAUUCAUAUCAUCAGUCCAAAAUCAAGGAAAAAGUUGAUGAUCUGUAAAGAUGUGUCCUCUGCUGUUAAGCGUCAAUUUGAACAAAUUAAACACAAACGGUCCACCAAAGAUCUAAUUGUACGACGACUCAUCGCAAAUGCCAUCAAGCAAAAUCGCGAUGCAUUGAACUAUUUCAAUGUAAGCCGUAUACUGAAAAAAAGGAUGGACUCAAAAACUCCACUGACAGUCACCCCAGCCACUGAUGGUAACGUCCCAGCUCCACUGACAGUCGCCCCAGCCACUGAUGGUAGCGUCCCGGCCCCACUGAUAGCUAAGUCACGGGCAAAGAUAGGAGACUUUGUUGAGGUACUGGUUUAUCCAAAAAAUGGAAAUAACUCCAAGGCCAAAACAUACCUUGCUAACGUUCAAGCAAUUUGUCCGACCGGUAAAGAUGUCCGGUUUCUCAAGAAACAGGGCACUUUUUACGUCUGGUCGGCAUUGCAUGACCGGUCCAUUGUUAAUGAUGAAGAUAUCGUUACGAUCUUGCCUAUUCCAAGAAUUAAUAGCAGAGGACAUGAUUAAAAAAAAAUACAUGUACACUGAAAUGGUUCAAUUUAUAAGGCCUAAAUUAAAAUUUAGUUUGUUUGCAAUUGUCGACUGACCCACUACUUUUCUGCCUACCCAAAAGUUUUUAUUGGCCUGUCCAGGAGUGAAUUUUUUUCUUCUAUCAAAUACACUGCUCAAAAAAAUUAAAGGAACAGUUUUUUAUCAGGGUAUGGCAUGAAUUCAAUUGCACUUUUCUGAUAAGGUUUUGGUCAGGUACGUGGCAGAGGGGGUUGUUAAUCAGUUUCAGCUGCAUUGGUGUUGGUGGAAUUAACAACAGGUGCGCAACAAUGAGAUGGCCCCCAAAACAGGACUGGUUUUGCAGGUGGAGGCCAUUUCAAGUUCCUCCCUCUUGAUCUUUUUUAACUGUUUUUCUACAAGUGUUGGCUUUAGCUAGAGUCAUUAUCACGACUGGGAGCUUGAGGCGAUUUCUUAACCCUCCUGAAGUUGCGCAGAUUGUCCUACUCCUCCAGGAUGGCACAUCCAUGCGUGCUGUUGCAAGAAGAUUUGAUGUGUCUCCCAGUACAAUCUCCAGAGCAUGGAGGAGAUUCAAGGACACAGGCAGUUACUCUAGGAGAGCUGGACAGGGCCGUAGACGGUCCUCAUCCCAUCAGCAGGACCGAUAUCUGCUGCUUUGUGCAAGGAGGAACAGGUUGAGCACUGCCCGAGCCCUACAGAAUGACCUCCAGCAGGCUACUGGUGUGAAUGUCUCUGCCCAAACAGUCAAACAGACUUCAAGAGGGUGGCCUCAGGGCACGACGUCCUGUAGUGUGCCCUGUGCUCACUGCUCAGAACCGUGGAGCUCGAUUGGCA
Messenger RNA from Nerophis lumbriciformis (worm pipefish), 2297 nucleotides. NCBI's taxonomy places the organism in Eukaryota, Metazoa, Chordata, Actinopteri, Syngnathiformes, Syngnathidae. The record is from RefSeq and is a predicted model, not a curated record.